AUGGUGGGCAAAUAGCUCAGGCGGUUGCUGGUUGUGAGGUGUAGCUCUCAUGCAGGCGUUCCCAGCCCUCUUAGUGUAGGCACCAGAUGUUAUUAUAAAGAUGUUAUUUUGAGGAUGUUAUAUCAAAAUAAAAGAUGUUAUUUUGAGGAUGCUCAUAUAGAAGAACCACUCCAGGAGAGGUCCUCAAUAUCCACGUCAAUAGUGAAAAAGAACCCACAUGAGAUCUUGAGUAUUCCAAGGGGCUGCACAGAGCAGUGGGAAAAAGGAGCUGGGUUUAUAAAUAAUGCAUUUCCUUUGUCUUGCAGGAGUUCUGGAGGCAGAGGUACAAUCAGAUCAGCUGUGAACAGCUUACAUAGCAAAUCUAAUAGAGCUGAAGUAGUAAUAAAUGACUCUUCGUCUCCAGCUGUUGUUGACAGAAGUAAUGAAAGCAUUAAGCACAACAUUAAACCAGCCUCAUCCAAAUGGAGACACAACCAGACACUCUCUUUGAAGAUCAGGAAACAGAUCCUGAAGUUCCUGGAUGCAGAGAAGGACAUUUCGGUGCUGAAGGGGACGCUGAAGCCGGGGGACAUCAUCCACUACGUCUUUGACAGGGACAGCACCAUGAACGUCUCGCAGAACCUGUACGAGCUGCUGCCCCGCACCUCGCCCCUCAAGGGCAAGCAGUUCCCCACCUGCGCCAUCGUGGGCAACUCGGGGGUCCUGCUCAGCAGCGGCUGCGGCCCCGAGAUCGACGCGCACAGCUUCGUGAUAAGGUGCAAUCUGGCCCCUGUCCAGGAGUACUCGCAGGACGUGGGCAUGAAGACAGACCUGGUGACUAUGAACCCCUCAGUCAUCCAACGGGCCUUCGAGGACCUGGUGAACGAGACGUGGAGGGAGAAGCUGCUGCAACGCCUCCACAGCCUCAACGGCAGCAUCCUCUGGAUCCCGGCAUUCAUGGCCAAGGGGGGCAAGGAGCGAGUGGAGUGGGUGAACGAGCUCAUCCUGAAGCAUCACAUCAACGUCAGGACUGCCUACCCCUCGCUGCGCCUGCUGCACGCUGUCCGAGGGUACUGGCUAACGAACAAGGUGCACAUCAAGCGACCCACCACCGGCCUCCUCAUGUACACCUUAGCCACUCGAUUCUGCAACCAGAUCUAUCUCUAUGGCUUCUGGCCCUUUCCCCUGGACCAGAACCAGAAUCCAGUCAAGUACCACUACUACGACAGCCUGAAGUAUGGCUACACCUCGCAGGCCAGCCCGCACACCAUGCCCUUGGAGUUCAAAGCCUUAAAGACGCUGCACCAGCAGGGAGCCUUGAAGCUGACAGUGGGGGAGUGCGAUGGGGCCACGUAG
Leptosomus discolor (cuckoo roller) is the source of this 1335-nucleotide messenger RNA. NCBI's taxonomy places the organism in Eukaryota, Metazoa, Chordata, Aves, Leptosomiformes, Leptosomidae. The record is from RefSeq and is a predicted model, not a curated record.